ACGGUGUUGGCGGGCUUCUGUAUUUUCUAAGAGAUUUUGUACGCAUGCGCACAAACAAUUGAGAUUUAAGAAAUAUCGGACAGAGGGUCCUGCUUCAAACGACGAACACAGACUUUGAUCCAAAAAUGGCAAUAACAAUCGAGGCCCUAGUGAUGUUAAUGUGUGUCCUACCUAUGCCGUCCCGAGGGUUCGGGAUGGGACCACCCCUGGGCGCAUGCGUGGAUAUGUGGCCCGUGCAUGGAGCUGAUGCCCAGACAUCAGACCCGCCUUACACGAUCACUGUCAGCAAGGACACGUAUACCCCCGGGGAGACCCUCACAGUGAUGGUAAACACAACGAUUAACGAAGACAUCAAGUUUUUUGAAGGUAUGAUCCUGCAGGCGAGGCGAGCCAACUGUUUACACAAACAUUUUGAGGAGGCAGUGGGGACGUUUGACCUACCAUUGGGUGAAACCUUCCUUGGUCUGCUUCACUGCCAGGGUGGACGCAACAGCGCUGUAGGACACAUUGCGCAUGCACAUAUUGUAGACAGAACGUUCACGUGGACUGCUCCUGCUACUUCCGUUGGCCAUAUUUACUUCCGAGCCACAGUUGCCAGACGUCAGAAGACGUUCUGGACAAAAGUGACGUCAAACUUCAUUCUGGACGCCUCUGAAUCAUCGUCUCCUCAGGUCUGUUCCGAUACAAACCAAACAGACCGACGACACGUGUACAAACUCAGCGAGGCUCUUGGAACAGUCACGUGGUUUAAUCAUUUUCGCCAUGAUAAUAUGGACAUCCAAGUAUUUAAACUAGAUAAAGGGUGGUUAAUUUAUACUAACUUGGACUGUAACUCGCCAUAUCAUCUUGGAACUUGUUAAUUUUGGGUAAUUGUGUGAUGAUAUUGCAGUUUAUAAGAUCGAGAGAUUUACGUAGAGGAUACCCAUGUAAGAGAGUACUGAGACAGUGUAAUUGAUGUAGAUAUAUUUCUAUCCUGCCUAAACAGACUGUUUGAUUAAUGUAUUCUCUUACAUAAAUUGAUCACAAUGAUAAGCUAUCGUAAUGGUUCAUUUAUUUUAAUUUCGCAUUUAUAUAUAUACACUAUAACUCUCAACUGGUUAGUUUUAUUCAUUGCUUAACAGGUUCACAUACACAUUUCUAUUUGUCAAAACAUCCAUCCAUGAAGAACUUACGUACUGUCUAGUUAGUUAUAUUCGCGGGUAUUUUAUUUUACUAUAUUUGCGGUCAUUGAAAAAUAAUUAUACCUUGAAUUAUAGAUUCGAUAUCAGACAUAUAACAUUUUCCGGGUAUAGAGUUUGCAAUAUGGUGUUGCGCUAAAAUUAAUACCCGCGAAAUUGCUCAGAAUGGGACAACCGCGAUACAUUGGCCCCGCGAAAUUAAAAAAAAUAUACAUUGUGUCGUAUUGGAAAUAAUGCUAUUGUAUAUAUCAACAUUAACAUUAUGUAUAUUUGACUCAUGACCAUUAGAUGGUACUCAUGAUUUCAAAAUAUGUGAGUCCCAUGUGUACUCGAAUCGUCUAUUCUCAAAAUGUAUAACUGAACGUACACAUAUAUAAAUUAACUAAUACUUGACGUGUAAUAUUUCUGUCCCAUUGUAUUCUUAAGUUCAUAUGAACAUUAACGCAAUAAAAAAAGCCAUCCAAUCCCUAUAUAACUACAUCAUUUUAUUUUUGAUUACUUACAUUAUAAGUUACUAACAUGACUACAUUCAUGAACGCAGCACAAUUGAUUGUUUAUGGAGGCAAUAUAAACGCAACCAGUAUAUAUUUGAUAUGCAGAGAAUGAAAAAUGAAUUCAUAAUACAGGUGUGUUGCUGUAUUUACAAAUAUGAAAUACAAUCUUUCUGGAAAAUG
Messenger RNA from Pecten maximus, 1852 nucleotides. Its product is annotated as putative defense protein. Bases 126 to 860 code for a protein of 244 amino acids. The transcript is spliced from 5 exons. Lineage: Eukaryota; Metazoa; Mollusca; Bivalvia; Pectinida; Pectinidae. The record is from RefSeq and is a predicted model, not a curated record. Gene Ontology annotation, molecular function: oxidoreductase activity, acting on metal ions.